CCUCCGGAGCGGAGCAGGCUUCUGGAUGAGCCGCUCAGCUUUCAGUGACUUCAGAAACUGUUUGCAUACCAAUCUCUCCUCUUAGCACGGCUCACUUCUCCAAACUGGGAUCGCACACCUCGGAGCGGUGGAUUUUAAUAGCUGGACGCUGCCGGGCACAGUUCACCUCCGAGGACGACCACACCGAUCGGCUCUAUUUGUUUGAUUUUACCUUCAACACUCCUAAGGUUCCUGAACCGGUUGGUAAGAGACAUUUCUGCGGGGGAAGAGCGUGUCACAGGCAGAGAUUUCAGGACAGAGCUGCGCUUUGAGCCCAUGAAAACAGGAGAGGAGAGAGAACCAAGAGAAGUCAUCAGCUUCACCUGAACGCAGAGGCACAAGCAGAUCCACAUGGGGCAGGGAGAGGCUUCAGCGCGGGGGACGACCAUGGAGGGCGACUGUCUCAGCUGCAUCAAGUACCUCAUGUUUGUCUUCAAUUUCCUCAUCUUUCUGGGGGGCUCUUUCCUCCUGGGAGUGGGAGUGUGGGUCCUGGUGGACCCCACAGGCUUCAGGGAAAUAGUAGCAGCAAAUCCCUUGCUGUUCACUGGGGUCUACAUUAUCCUGGGGAUGGGAGGCAUGCUCUUCCUGCUGGGCUUCCUGGGCUGCUGCGGAGCCAUUCGCGAAAACAAGUGUCUGCUCCUUUUUUUCUUCAUGCUCAUCCUCCUCAUCUUCUUAGCAGAGCUGGCUGCUGCCAUCCUGGCCUUUAUAUUCCGGGAGCAUCUGACCAGAGAGUACUUCACCAAGGAGCUGAAGAGACACUAUCAGGGCUACAACAACACUGACGUCUUCACCUCCACAUGGAACGCCAUCAUGACUACAUUUGACUGCUGUGGGGUGAACAGCCCCGAGGAUUUUAAGGACAGCUUGUUCAGGGUGAUCAACCAGAAUCAGGUGGUGCCAGAAGCCUGCUGCCAGCGUGCCAGUCAGACCGGGGAGGUGGCCUUUAUCAACCAGGAGCCGUGCUUAUCAGGAAAUAUGAUGUUGCGCCAUAACAAGGGCUGCUACUCUGCAGUCGUCGACUACUUUGAACUGUACAUCUAUGUGGCUGGAGCUCUAGCCAUCGUGGUGCUGACCAUUGAGCUCUUCGCCAUGGUCUUUGCAAUGUGUCUCUUCAGGGGAAUCCAGUAGAGCUGCUCCAUCUGUGAACUUCUUCUUUUUAAAGGGAAUUCAGGAAAGAAGAAACAAAAAAAUGGACACAUGUAAAUUUGUUAAUCCUUUUUUCUAUUGGCUAAUUGGUAGAAAAAAAAACAAACUCAGACUCUUGUACUUCACAGCUGGACUUUUGAGGUACUGGGUGGCAAAAAAUAAACACACACACAAAAACCUUAGAGAAAGUGGGAGAUCAGGAACAAAGCUGAUGUUAAAAGAUUUGAGUGUAAAGUGGGAACAGUGAUAUUUGGACCAGGUCUAGCACAGACUGGUGGACGAGCAUGAGGACCAGGUGAAGCCUCGGCAGAAGGCACUGCACUGACUUUUGGAUGAAGAAUAUUUAUAUUAAGUAAAGUUGGCUUAACUGUAAAAAAAAUGUGUUUUAUGUACACUUUGGCUGUUACCCUUAAACCUUUCAUACUGUAAACUGCAACACACCCCCCCCCCCCCCCCGCCUCCAUAUGCCUUUGUUUUUUUUUACAGCCACUCUCCUUUUAUGCUGUAUUAUAAAAGCUGGAUGUGUGUGGAUGUGUGUACGUGUGUAUAUACUUGAUGCUCUUUUUGAAUGUGUAUGAACGAGUCUGUGAGCAUGAGGCUCUUCAUGACCCCUCCCAAGCUUGAAAGCCAACCUCUGGUUCCUUUUCUAUUUGUAUGGUGAUGUUUAUUGCAGUAGUGGUUCCAUGUGGUUCUAGGUGGUGAAAUGUAUGUGUACGCAUUUGUAUUAGAUCUUGAAAAGUCGAUGACAUAAAUGGCAUUCUACAUGA
Messenger RNA from Cheilinus undulatus (humphead wrasse), 1952 nucleotides. It is a transcript of the gene tspan18b, whose product is annotated as tetraspanin 18b. The transcript has 9 exons. Gene Ontology annotation, cellular component: membrane. The record is from RefSeq and is a predicted model, not a curated record. NCBI's taxonomy places the organism in Eukaryota, Metazoa, Chordata, Actinopteri, Labriformes, Labridae. The coding region runs from base 391 to 1167 and encodes 258 amino acids.